GCUCUCGCGAGAGAGGACCCGAUUUCCUGUAGUGACAAAAAAGAUGGCGGAUCGGCUAACGCAACUUCAAGACGCAGUCAAUUCGCUCGCUGAUCAGUUCUGUAAUGCCAUCGGCGUUCUGCAGCAAUGCGCUCCACCUGCCUCUUUCAGUAACAUCCAGACGGCCAUCAACAAGGAUCAGCCUGCUAACCCCACUGAAGAAUACGCUCAACUGUUUGCAGCUCUGAUAGCCAGGACAGCCAAAGACGUGGACGUCCUGAUCGACUCUCUGCCAAGCGAGGAAUCUACGGCGGCCCUGCAGGCGGCCAGCCUCCGUCAGCUGGAGGAGGAGAACCACGACGCGGCGGCCCGUCUGGAGGAGGUGGUGUACCGCGGCGACAUGCUGCUGGAGAAGAUCCAGAACGCGCUGGCCGACAUCGCCCAGUCGCAGCUGCGCACCCGCAACGGAGCGCUCAGCCAGCCUUCGCCGGCCGAGUCCUGACGUCUCGUCCUGCCACCAAUGGACACUUUUUUGUUGUUGUUUUUUUUUUUCCACAUGGCAAAUGCUUAUUUUUCAAUCUCUCCACUGCCAAACGUGUGUCUGGGAUGAACAACGCUAGACUCUCCAAUAUAGUUUAAAGGUAAAGGCAUUAUUUUGAAAUCAAAUAAUUGAAGUCAUUCUGAAUUGUAUUUUUCUUAUUUAUUAUUUUUUGGCUUGCUUAAGUAAAAAAAAAAAAGAAGCUCAUUCGGACAUUCACCCUAGCAACACGUCCGCUGUUAUAUAUGUAGAUUCUAUGUUGUACAUUUCAUUUGUUGUUUUUUUGACGAUAUUCUGCUUUUUGACAAAUGUAAACACUUCAGUCUGCUUUGAGAAGGGUUACAGUGUAAAUAUAUGAUUAAAAAUACAGAGCAGCAUUUCCACUAAAAGCCUACACUUUAUUUUAGUUGAUCUGAUUUAUGUCCAACAUAAAUACUUCAUGGAUCAGGUCUGAAUAGCAUUGGGGUUUUUGUUUUGUCUUUUAAAUGAAUGAUGGGUUUACUCCCACUGUGCUAAACGACAAAUGUCACUGCUUGAAAGUAUGUUUAAUGGCUUCAUAUGUUACAUUAAAACACCUUUGAGAGAUGG
Molecule: messenger RNA, 1105 nt
Organism: Poecilia reticulata (guppy)
Lineage: Eukaryota; Metazoa; Chordata; Actinopteri; Cyprinodontiformes; Poeciliidae
Gene: med21
Product: mediator complex subunit 21
Biological process (GO): regulation of transcription by RNA polymerase II
Cellular component (GO): mediator complex
Molecular function (GO): transcription coregulator activity
Source: RefSeq, a predicted model, not a curated record